AGACGCACUCCUCCUUUGAAUAGCGUAUCAACAACAAAAGUGGGCGGGAUCGGAUGACGUAAUGUGCUCUGAAUUAGGAGGGGAGAACUGGAAGAGCGGCACGACGCUUCCUGUUGUUUUUUCUGCCGGUUUCGUCAGAGGGGAUACGCUGAGCUGAUUGGUUCCUUGUUUGCGCCGGGAACCGAGCGAUGGAGUUGCAGGCGGAGCUGAUCGGCCGCGAUGGCUUGAAACGAGCAUGGCGGGUUCGGUGUGACCCUCAGGGGGAGCUGCGGGGUCUGCUCGCGGGCUUGUCUCAGCUGCGGGAGGAAGUUACCGCCCUGCUCGGCCCUCUGGUGCAGCAGGAGAGCGUCGCUGCCACUGGAGACCGAGAUGAGUGUGGAGGUGAUGAUGAUGAAGAGGAGGAGGAGGAAGAGGAGGAAGGAAAGCAUAUCAACACCAAAGCACAUUCAGACGGGCCACCAUUAAAACGGAUAAAAACACACCCCUGAUGGAAACUGUAAAACAUUUUUUUUCUAAGUUCCUACACUAUGAAACUUUCUCCUAAAUUGAAGGCUGUUUUGAUGGCUAGAAAAACACUGGUUUAAAAUUGUUAAUACAGUGAAGUUUUUUGUCAUUUGAAA
Molecule: messenger RNA, 620 nt
Organism: Candoia aspera
Lineage: Eukaryota; Metazoa; Chordata; Lepidosauria; Squamata; Candoiidae
Gene: GON7
Product: GON7 subunit of KEOPS complex
Exons: 2
Coding region: 189-488 (99 amino acids)
Cellular component (GO): EKC/KEOPS complex
Source: RefSeq, a predicted model, not a curated record